Molecule: messenger RNA, 2501 nt
Organism: Carica papaya (papaya)
Lineage: Eukaryota; Viridiplantae; Streptophyta; Magnoliopsida; Brassicales; Caricaceae
Source: RefSeq, a predicted model, not a curated record
CGUAAAACGGGCAAAUGCCUGGAAGAUUCUCAGUGGAUCAGCACCUUCUCAUCUUCUCAUUUGGCCUUUUUUUAUCCACAACCACAAGGUUUGCUUCUAUCUUACAGUCUCUCUCUUCUUCACUCCGUUUCUUUGACUCUUCUUUUAUUAAUAUCGGGCGACAGCCGGCAGCCGGCGAGUGGAAGGAGUGGCUACUGAUUCUACAAUGAUGGAGUAUUUCAUGCAUGGAGACCUUGUUCAUGUUAUCCAUGGUCUUUAAUUGGAGUUCUUGGGGUUUUCUUCAUGCUCCUAUAUAAUUUGGGAUUUGGGUGACAACGAGAGAGAGCACGCUUGUUAUCACUCAUCCGAGGUAUAUGAUUGUGUACGGGCGUGCUCUAUGUCGUUGUCAUACAAUCUGUUCAGGUGGAGGGUUUGCUUUCCUCUUUGCAUUUUUUGCCCAUGGGCUCCUUGCUGGUGAUUCUACACCUUCAAUGCAUUUGUACUUCAUAUUCUGAUUUAUGCACCUUGUUGGUGAAUAUGAUUACAUCUUAAGAUAUGUUUGUAACAAAUUUAGAAAUUUUGUGCAAUUUCUUUUGCAAAUACACACUUAACUGAACUAUGAGAGGAUACAAAUCUUAUUUAAAGAUGAUAUAAGUUGAACUCUUAUGGAAUUUCAUGUACUUGAUGAAAUUUGGAAUUCAUUGUUCCAAUUGCAUAUUGAAUUUUGUACGAGGUUAACUUUUAUUAUCUUUUGGAAGAUUUUUGCCAUUUUCUAGUUGAAUAGGAUGUGUAGUUACUUAUGAAUUUCAUGAAAAUUUCUCUAUUUGUUCCAAACAUAGCAUAAAUUUUGAUUCAAAUUCGUUAAUUCUUUCUCUCUAUUUCAUAUUAUUGGUGGUUGACCACUUCUGAUGGAACUAUAUGGCUGAUGUUUCCUAAAGGAUAUGAGCUAUGCUUUGCUUGGAAAAGCAUAGUUUUCUUUAUAUUUCAAUUGGAAGCUUGUUAUUAAAGCAUAGUGUAGAAAUAUGUACAUGUUAGAAUACAAGUCAUAAAGGUCUUUUCCUCACUGAUUUUUUCCUUUCCUUCAAAAAGACAAGGGGGUGAUAUUCUCGUAGAGAGCCUAAGGAACUUGAAUCUCCAAAUUCUCAUGUAUGAAAGUGGAUAAAUACUAACUUUAUCAGAGUUCAGGUGGAGGGAUACAAGGAGAGGAUGCAGCUGUUUGGCUUAGUUGGAGGGGCUACAAGAAGAGGACACAGCUACGGUGGGACCUGGUGGAGGUAUAGCUUGAGCAUGUUUUGUGUGGAUAAAGAAUUUCAUAAGGUGAUAAGUAGUGGAGUUGGAUAUUGGACUCGGAUUAGCUGGUCAGGUGAAAAGCAUGGUUUUGGAUCUUUAUGCAUCGACACCAUCAGGGAAACUUUGAUUGGCUCACCUGUUAGAGAUUAUGUGGCUUAGAAUGCAUGAGAACCUGGGAUUUCAAUCUGGAGGCCCAAGACCAGCAUUAAACACUCAAUCCAGUCCAUUUGGAAAUCCAUUUUCUGGAGCUGGAUCUGGAUUCAUUCGAGGGGGAUUGGGUGCCUAUGGAGGGAAAAUUCUUGGAUCAGGAACUGAGUAUGUACAAAGCAAUAUAAGCAAGUACUUCUCCGAUCCUCAAUACUACUUCCAAGUGAACGACCAUUAUGUUAGAAACAAACUGAAGAUUGUUCUAUUUCCAUUUUUUCACAGAGGGCACUGGACAAGGAUAACAGAACCAGUUGGAGGCAGGCUUUCCUAUAGACCUCCAAUUAAUGACAUCAAUGCUCCUGAUUUAUACAUUCCAUUCAUGGCAUUUGCCACCUACUUAGUUCUUGCUGGCAUCUCGUUGGGCCUCUCUGGGAAGUUUAGCCCAGAAGCUUUAAAUUGGCAAUUUGUUAAAGGAAUGGUUGGCUGGUUUCUCCAAGUGAUGCUUCUGAAGUUCUCUAUACUGUCACUUGGGGGUGGAGAGGCACCUCUUUUGGAUACAGUGGCAUAUGCUGGAUAUACUUUCACGGGAAUGUGUAUGGCGGUGCUUGGAAGAAUCACGCUAAGCUACGCCUAUUACUUGAUAGUUGUAUGGACAUGUUUGUGCAUGGGCAUCUUCUUGGUGAAGACUAUGAAGCGAACUCUGUUUGCUGAGGUUAGGAGUUACCACUCGAGCAAGAAUAACUAUUUGUUGGUCGGAUUUGCGUUUGCCCAGUUUCCGUUGAUAUUCUGGCUCAGCAACACUCCUGCAAACUGAUGGACUUGUGCUCUCAUCUAUCUGGAGUAGGAUACAUGAGUUAUUUCUUUUCUAGUUGACUUUACAAAAAUUCUUUUUCUUCAAAUAGCUUUGGUUUGAAUUACUGUAUUCCCUGAAAUUGGUGGAAAAUUGGACUCAAAUUAACUUUAAAAAAGUUUUAAAAUUUUUUUGUGUUGCUGCAGAAGCAGAUGUUGAUAACCAAAAUGAUUCAUUGUAUUCUUUAUUAGUUUGUUCCGAGAGUUGGUUUAAUGGAAAUUUGUAGAUUUUUUAA